CCUAGGUCUGUACCAAUGGGGAACGUCACCCUGGAGCGGAAUUCUCCCAGUCCAUUGUCUGUGGAAUUCAUGAGUUGCUGUCCGCUUCAAUGGUGCUGAAUCUCGAAUCCGCUUUAGCACCAUUGAACAUUUUACUCUUUUUACAAAGUCCAAAUUUGAGUCAUAAGGAAACAUAUUUUCCUGCAUCACAAUUCAUAUUACAGGCCUACGGCAUAGGGACUCAGUUGGCCAAUAAGAAAGCAAUAAGGGUGAUAUGUUUUGGCACAAUCAUACAUUACACAAUAACUUAUCCAUCCCAGGGUUGCAGACAUCCUGCAGGGAGGAAGAAGGGGAAUGCCUUGUAUCUUCCUCCCACCCUGUCCCUGAAGCCGCGCCCGUAUUAAGUGAAGAGAGGCUCGAAGGUUGCAAUGCAUGUUCCCAGAUAGGGAAACUCCUCCUUUCCUUCCUCACACACCUGAGAGAGAGUACCAGGGUCCUCGCAGCACACCACAGCCUAUCUCUUGCAUGCAAAGUAACGCCCAGUAGCAGUUUGGCAAGAAGCCAGUUACUUUGGGAACCAAAUCUAGGGCGGGGAGCGCGCACGGCGCGUGUGACGGGCGGCUGACGUUUCCAACUGUCCUCUCCCGCAACGGAAGAUGCACACUGUGGAUGUUUGUAUAAGCGCUGGAGACGGCCGUUUUCUGCAUUUUAUUAACGACGGCCACGCAUCGUCAGUUGCCUUGCAUCCCCACGGAACAUCAUGCGAGUAGGAGCGACGCACCCAAUGCCAUGCUGAGCAACUCCUCGACUUUUCUGCUGGCUCUGACCACCGUAGCCGGACUACUCCAGCGGUGCCACGGCUGGAGCGACGAGGACCUCCUGUUACCACCCAUCAACUCCACCAACAGAUUCUUGGCCAACUUGGAGGUGGACGUGCACUACUCGAAGAGAUCCGUGGAGGAGAGCGAAGCCUCCUCGUCAGACACUUCGUUACAGCCGUUGCCACAUUGCAACGUCAGCGUGCAGAGACUUUUCCCCACCUCGCUGGUGGCUCGUUGGGACAGCAACUUCGGUUUCCAGUGCGAUGUGUUUAUAUAUACCGCCAAUAACAAUGGAAGGGCCUUUUUCUCUGCUGCUAUCAACAGAGCCAUCUCACCUGUUCUCAUCGAACACCUCGGAGUCACCGGCGGCCAGCAGGAGUUUAGACUGUGUGUUGGAUGUGGCAUGUCACGAUACCGGCGAUUCGGCAAGUCAAAGGCUCAGCAGACGGGGGAUCCCAUCAAUUUCUGCUGUGUUGACUUCAGCCUUGACGAACUAAAUGGGGACAAAAGUUGGAGAUUGAACCGUAAACCCAUCGAGUCAACUCUUGUGGCUUGUUUCAUGACUCUAGUGAUAAUAGUGUGGAGUGUUGCUGCCCUCAUAUGGCCGGUGCCUAUUAUUGCAGGAUUUCUGCCCAACGGAAUGGAACAGAGACGGCCGAGAUAAAGAAUGAUCCAAUUCUGGAGAUAAGCCCCCAAGCCAAUAGGCUAAAAAUACUGUAGAAUACAUAUUUCAACUUUUUGUUCCCACAUUCUACCCGUAUAAAAGAAUGUCCGUUUCCAAUUUUACCGUUUAGAAUGAAAGAGUAUUUUUGGUUUUGGUCCUAUUGAUAGGCCUUCACUAUAAGAAGACCAAUAGUUUUAAAGAUAGGUUGUGGUAUUGUAAAUCUAGCCUCUGUAUUACAUUGUCUAUAUAAUAGGUGCAUAUGUAGAGUGUGUUAACAUAUCACUGUAAACAGUGUUCGUAUGGUUUUAAAUCUUUGUAGGAUUAUUGCCUAUGGCCCUGGCAGUGGUGUAGUGGUGCCUGAAGAAGUGGGUAUACUCUAAUUUUGCCAAAAAUGUCCCUAACGGUCCGCCCAGCAAAGGAAAGGUGCCCUGUGUGAAAAAUUCUAUGCGAAACAGUGACAUACAUUCUGUAUUACCUAAAAUGAUAUAUUCCAUAUUGGUCUUUCACAGUCAGACCAACCCAAGCUGUACUGUGCAAGUAGGCUAAUUGUAGACAUACUAUUGAAACAGAUAAAUUAGGCUGUCAACUGAGUCAGAAAUUCAAAGGUUUCAGAUCUAUUUAUUUAUAUUCAGAUUUUCACUCUCAAAGUCACACUUUGUUUUAUAGAAAAACAACUAAAUUGGAUGUUCUAUGUCCAUAACAAUGCUUUCAAAGUCCAUAACAAUGUCCAUAACAAGACCACAUCAGCAGACCACUUUUGAGCUCUGGGAAAUAUCUAAGAUAAAAUAUUUUUGUGGUAGUUGCCCUUUAAUAAUUCCAGUGUGAUGGCACCUAGCACUGUUGUUUGUUAGUGGUGUUUCUGUAGCACGUGAGAUAGAAUUUGCAAAACAAAUGGCCACUGGAUUAAUGCAAAUAAUCAGAAUCAGAAUAAUAAUAAUCAUUCUGCCAUGUGGGCAUAGGCUACUUUGUAGCUAGUUAACAUUUCCCAGUUUUUGGGAAAGCCUUUCCAUCUACCAGAAGAUGGCUCAUUGUUGGCAUCACUAUAUUUUUACUUAAUUGUUUGAAACCUAAAUGUUUUACUCCGUAUUAUGAGGCAUGCCUUAGCAUUUCUUCAAUGGAGCCUAUAGCCAAAAUCCCACCAUGGAAAGGUGGAGGCAAUUAUUUGACUUAGUCACAUGCAUUAUCCUGUUCUUUCAACUUUAUUUCAUUGUCUAGCAGCCAAAUGCAUUAUCCUAUUCAUAUUAGCAACUGAUGAAGGUUGUAUCUUUAGAUCUCCCAUAGUAUCUACAUUUCUUAUGGAUAUUUCAAUCUCCAUCCAUUGAAACCUCUCACAUGUGCGGUGCACAUUUUAGAAUGGUAUUUUCCUGCUAAUUUCAUUUUGGAACAUUCCCGUGUAGGCCUACCGCCAUGUGCCCGUUGCAGCAUCUAAAAUGUGAAGAAAUAAUAGUUUAUCAACAUUUAAUUUAAGCAUGAAGAAAUACACGCAAUGCCCACUGAAAACCUGAGCAUACCCUCCGCUACACACACCACUGAAGCCUGCUAUUUGUUGUGUUUAUGUAGAGAGAAAUUAUAGUUUUCUCAUGAACUUGAAUGAAAAAGUGUCCUGUAAUACGUGGUGGGUAGAUCUUGUCAAGAACAAAUGCAUAAAUGUCAUAGGCCUACCUGAAUUUAUUUUGGAUGUUGUAUCAAAUAUUUUGACGUAUAGGCAACCCCUCUCUGAUAUUGUUUAAUAUUAUUUAUAAUGUUAGAUUUAUCUAUAUAACACAAAUAAAUCUAAGCUGAUAACAUAUUUGUAUGAGAUAACACGAGUGAAUAAAUAAAUAAAAUGUAUUUGUUUUACAUAAUA
Oncorhynchus keta (chum salmon) is the source of this 3310-nucleotide messenger RNA. RefSeq names its product transmembrane protein 158-like. The transcript has a single exon. The coding region runs from base 769 to 1464 and encodes 231 amino acids. NCBI's taxonomy places the organism in Eukaryota, Metazoa, Chordata, Actinopteri, Salmoniformes, Salmonidae. The record is from RefSeq and is a predicted model, not a curated record.